Messenger RNA from Coregonus sp. 'balchen', 1506 nucleotides. NCBI's taxonomy places the organism in Eukaryota, Metazoa, Chordata, Actinopteri, Salmoniformes, Salmonidae. The record is from the annotation of a GenBank genome assembly.
GCUGUCACUGACAAGAUCCUGAACCUUCCCCUUGAAAUGCCAGAUUUCUUCCGCUUGUCAGAACUGUUCUCGUUGAAAGAUCUAUUCGAUGCCAGAGUUCACCUCGGCCACAAGAAAGGCUGCAGACACAGGUGUGUUGACUAUGAUUUCCAUAUUUAAUCUAACAGUUGCACUAUGAUUUGUUGUCAACUUGUCGUUGUGGUUCAUAUUAGACUUAUGACUCUGAUCUACCAUCUUGGAUCAGACGAGUAGAAUAAAUCAUCUCUAUUGGGCAAAAUGUUUGGCAGCUUUCAGAUAUUAGAGACAACAUGUAAGUAUAAACAUAAAAACGUUCUCACACAAACAAUAAUCUCUGGUUUCUCUCUCUCCUUCCCUCCCUCUUUCUCCCUCCCUCUCUCGUAGGCUGAUGGAGCCCUACCUGUUCGGCAGUCGACUGGACCAAGACAUCAUCGACCUGGACCAGACAGUGGAGCACCUCCAGAGCGCCCUAAACUUCACCGCCCACAUCGCCUACCGCGGCGGCGUUAUCCUCUUCGUCUCCCGCCGCCGCCAGUUCGGUCACCUGGUGGAGAGCACAGCGCGAGACUGCGGAGAAUACGCCCACACACGCUACUGGCAGGGCGGCCUGCUCACCAACGCACCCAUCCAGUACGGCCCGGGGGUUCGGCUGCCUGACCUCAUCGUCUUCCUCUCAACGCUCAACAAUGUCUUCCAGCAGCAUGUUGGGGUCCGCGAUGCGGCGAAGAUGAAUAUACCCACAGUGGGGGUGGUGGACUCUAACUGCAACCCCAGCCUGGUGACUUACCCGGUGCCUGGGAAUGACGACACGCCAGCCGCUAUGGAGCUGUACUGCCGCCUGUUCAAGAUGACCAUCAACCGAGCCAAGGACAAAAGGAGACAGAUGGAGCUGCUGCAGGGUCUAUCGGCAGCUGGCCUCACACCAGGCUCCUAGUGAGAGGCAACACGGGGGAAUGAAGGGCCCCUGUUUGAGUUCUUUGAAAAUGUAUUCUUCUUUACUCCCUUCCUUUAAGUAAUACCUGAUCUAAAGUGAUAGGAUAUGUGAAAUCUCUACCUUUUGGCUAAGAUUGUAGUAUCUGGAAGCAAGUGUUCCACUUCAUAGUUUGCCCCAACAUAUUGAUAUCAGAUUAGGGAUUUAUGCCAAAGAAGAGAAGAUAGAGGACGAAAAUCAGUAUUCGAACAUGGCCAAGGACAUUACUGCUAAAAGACUAUGAAUACUCUAUGAAGCACCAUGUUUUAGCAACAGAUUUGAUGAAUUUGUACAGAAGCCUUGAUAUUUUUCUAGAUGUACAAAAUGUGUAAUUACAAUGUUUGUUCCAUUAUCAACUGAUCCAGAUUUGAUCAGCAUGUUUCCAGAUUAUUGCUAAAUCUCAGUUUGUUUGUCAUCAUCUGAUCAAAUUCAAUGAAAAAAAUAGAAUUUCUGAAUCAAAUGACAUGAAUGCACUGCACUCAUUCUAUUUAUCAAGUAAACGUUAUUUUCACUAAAUA